This is a messenger RNA of Symbiodinium sp. CCMP2592, 1284 nucleotides long. NCBI's taxonomy places the organism in Eukaryota, Dinophyceae, Suessiales, Symbiodiniaceae. The record is from the annotation of a GenBank genome assembly.
AUGGACGCUGUGACCGCCGGACGCAGCAUGCAGUCCUCCAUGAGUGACUCCCUUGAGGCUUCACUCCCUUUGGUCGCUGCGCUCACCCUGGCAUGCCUAGCUCUUGGGUGGCUUGCGAUUCGAAGCAGCAAGAUGAGCAGGUCGCUUCCACCUGCCCCGGAUGCUGCGAGGCCUGACAAUGAUGGCCACACGACCCCAGCUGAGGUCGAUAGUACCGGAGAUGCCAAGCUCACUGACACAACCACGGCAGGGGGAGGAGUACAGGCACAGGCCCCGGGCCCGUCGCAAACCUCUCCAGCUGCAGAUGGCACUCCCACUACCUCGACGCCUGCCUCACCGGAGUCUACAGACAUGAGUGUUAUGACCUCGAUGACGAUGGCUACAAUAGUGGUGUUGGAGAACCUGGAUGGGGCCCUCCAAGACCAUCAUGUCAAGCAUCAGAGUGCGAUCUUGAGUGGGGUCAGGAAGGAAUUGGCCUCGAUCCUCAACCAACGCCCACCUGCUACGAUCAGUGACAUGAAAGCACUGGGGCUGGAAAUCCAGAAUGCCAGAUCUGAGAUCAAGACGCUCCAAGAUGAAGUCAAGGAGAUCCACAAGCUGGUAGUGGACACACACCAGUCCACCCUCGAUGCGCGAGUCGAGCUCAAAACUGAAGCGGACCGCCAUGAGGACUCGCUUGCAGCCAUUGACCACAAGUUUGACUCUGAGGUCACCUUCCUGAACUCCAAGCUGGAUGCCGCCGCCACGAAGAUGGACCAGAUCGGGACUGAUGUCCGGAACAUCCACAUGGUCAUCCCCUACAUCCAGAAUGCACAGGUGGCAAUUGAUGACGCUCAAUGGCACAUCCGUGAGGUCUACAACAAAACCUAUAUGCAGAACAACAUCCUCGAGAACACCAGACUUUUGGGGGAGGCGACCGAAGAGCAGGACACAGCGCUGGCCAAGAUCAAGGAAAUGAUUGAGGAGUUGCUGAGCAGGCUGCUCCCAGCGAGUACUACCCCAGCGCCACGAGCUCAACAACCACCUCCGAGUCAGGCGCACAUGCCGCCACCGCUCCACACGGCAAAUGUUACGGCGAGGCCCUGUGGUCCCACUGGGGGCAAUCAGCCAUGCCCUUUGGACCUCACCAGUGCCCUGCAGUACAAGGCGCCGCCACCGUCGGCUCCGCCGACGUCUCCAGCUCCGCAGACCUUGGACAGGCACACGUUGACCCUGACGCCGGAUGACCUAGCCCGUCUGCUUCUGGUAUUGCAGCAGAGCCAAGCUCUGGCGAUCAGACAGUGA